AUGCGACUUCUCGUCCUUUUCCUUGCUCUCCUCGGCCUUUUCUCCGCCUUACGGCACGAGAGUGAAAGCUCUUCCAACUGCGACGACUACGACGACGACUGGGACUGUGACCAUGUGGACGAAGACGACUACGACGAUGAUAGUUUGCACCCCGUUCCGCGACGUGGAUUCGGACCGCCCGUCAAGCGUCCGAAAGAGCGCUCAGAAUACAUUCGAUUCGGAAAGAAGUGA
Molecule: messenger RNA, 231 nt
Organism: Caenorhabditis sp. 36 PRJEB53466
Lineage: Eukaryota; Metazoa; Nematoda; Chromadorea; Rhabditida; Rhabditidae
Source: the annotation of a GenBank genome assembly